Molecule: messenger RNA, 498 nt
Organism: Canis lupus familiaris (dog)
Lineage: Eukaryota; Metazoa; Chordata; Mammalia; Carnivora; Canidae
Product: IMP U3 small nucleolar ribonucleoprotein 4
Biological process (GO): rRNA processing
Cellular component (GO): small-subunit processome; Mpp10 complex; nucleolus
Molecular function (GO): rRNA primary transcript binding; snoRNA binding
Source: RefSeq, a predicted model, not a curated record
AUGUUUGCAAGGGAGCUGAAGUUGUUUCUGGGUGCCCAGUGCAUGAACUGUGGCUGGCAUGAGGUGUGGGUGCUGGUGCAAGCCUGCAAAACCAACAAGGUCGCCAACAUACUGGUUGUUCAUGAGCAUAGAGACACCCCUGUGGGGUUCAUCGUCAGCUACUUGCCCCUCCGCCUCACUGUUUAUUACACACUGAAUGGGAUUAUAUGACAUGAUGUCCCCAACCUGGACACUGUGUCAGAGGCCAAGCCUCACCUCAUCGUAUACGGCUUCUCUCUCCACCUGAGCAAAGGAGAGUCUGACAUAUUCUAGUACCUGUUCCCUGUGCCCAAAGAUGACAAACACCUGGCCAUCACCAUUUCAAACCAAGAUAACUACGUCUCCUUUCAGUAUGUGAUCCACCUGGGCACAGUGGAGCAAGAGACUACGGCAAGCAUGGAAUUCUGGCACCCCUAUACUACCAGCGCACACAAGAGAGUCUUUCUGAGCACGAAGUGA